This is a messenger RNA of Postia placenta MAD-698-R-SB12, 3609 nucleotides long. RefSeq lists its product as hypothetical. Gene Ontology annotation, molecular function: RNA-directed RNA polymerase activity. Bases 1 to 3609 code for a protein of 1202 amino acids. Gene Ontology annotation, biological process: siRNA processing. Gene Ontology annotation, cellular component: nuclear RNA-directed RNA polymerase complex. NCBI's taxonomy places the organism in Eukaryota, Fungi, Basidiomycota, Agaricomycetes, Polyporales, Adustoporiaceae. The record is from RefSeq and is a predicted model, not a curated record. The transcript has 16 exons.
AUGGAGAUCGAACUCGCCGACGUGUCCGUUGACGCGAGUGUGUGGGACGUGAAACGAGCCAUCGGACAUAUCCUGCAUAGCGAUGACUUCUUCAAUCCCACCGAUCCUAAGGAUCGUCCCGUCAAUUUCCAAGUUAAACUGAAUCCUGGGCAUGGUGGCGUGCAGAACAACGGCACCGGUAAACUCAUCCUGGGCUCGCGGAAGAUUGGAGAUAAAUUCCUGAAAUGGCUGCACGAUGACGGGAAUGAGGUGCGUAUCAAUACACGCAAGAUGCGAUUCUUUCGCAGCAAGAGCAAGCCCGCGCAAGGUUUAGCACUUACUCUGGAGAAGACACCUUAUCUCGAUCCCGAUAUCGAGGAGGAGAGGGAGCAGAAGCUGGAGAAACUGGAUGUUGGUCUUCAUGUCGACAUCGUUCAGUUCGGUGUGUUUUACCGUCGCAAAGGAAGUCCAAAGAGUGUCCCCAGGGCUUUCUCUACCGAACUUGAGAUCAGUCAUGAAGAUAAGGGUGCAGGUCUACUUUGGUUCGAGUACGACCACAAGCUGAUUAGGGUGCAAAUGGGCGACAAAAUGACGGAAGAGAUAGCCCUCAAUAUUGUCAUUUCGUUCGCAAACAUCCGCAAAAUUGCGAUAGGCCUCGAUUGGGGUAAACCAUUUCUUUGCUUCGAUCUCUUAACCCCGCCAAUACUCCAAAAAGAGCGCUUCAACCGCGAGUUGACAGAAAAUUGGGGCGACAAACGGAAAUUUCGCCAGAGGCUCAGUAGUCUCAACGAAGCGCACGCAGUUGUUGCUCCUUACGCACAUCAGCUGCGGAUGGUACUUCAUGAAGAGAAGGAUAUCGUUGCCUUUGCCGAGCUCUGUACAGUAGCAGGGCUUCAGCCUCCCGUGCGGGCGAAUGUCGAGGCGUCCUCGCGCGGAUUCUUCCGCCCAAAGCCACUCCACACAGUCGAACUUUGGGUCCGUAAAUUUAGCUGGCCCGUUGCUUUCCAGAUCGAGGCGCUCCUUCGCAACGCCCUCGUCAACACCGAUGACCUUCUUACCGAGUUAUACAAGCCAAUCAACGACCUCUGUCAGCAACAUCCGACAGCUGCUGCAGAUGCCCUGCGUCAUUUCACAGAAGCUCUCCGUUCUCGGGAUUCGUUUGAAAGCCCCCUGGAAUGUUUCCACCGCGUCAAGCCGCGCGGUUUAGAACUUACGUCGACUACCCCGUCAGAUGGACAGUUCCUCUGCCACCACGUCACCUUUACGCCAACGAGAAUGAUUCUGGAGGGCCCUUAUGUGAGCCAGUCGAACCGUGUCCUUCGCCUUUAUCAGCGCUUCCAGGACAACUUUCUAAGGGUCGACUUCAGGGACGAAGACCGCCUACAAUACCGGUGGGCGCGCGACGUCGAUGGGACAUCGUUACUGUUCGAUCGUGUUGGUGGCGUGCUCAAGAACGGCUUCGAGCUUGCAGGCCGUCAUUUUGAAUUCCUCGCGUAUUCGUCUUCCGCUCUGCGUGAGCAUGCGGUCUGGUUCAUGCACCCCUUCGAGCACCCGGAGAAGGGGCCCAUGACGGCGCAGAGGAUUAGGGAUUCACUUGGUGACUUCUCUGGGAUCAUCAGGCAGCCGUCGAAGUACGCCGCCCGGCUGGCACAGGCCUUUACCGCAACGGACCCUUCAGUGAAGAUUAGACGCGAACAGUGGGAUGAAAUGCCAGAUAUGGGUGAUAAACCAUACCUGUAUACUGACGGUGUUGGCACGAUAUCAGUUGAGCUCGGCGAUAUGAUUUGGGCUGCGCUAUGCAAGGACAAGCCUGAUUUGAUGCGUCGCGCUGUCAAGCCAUCUGCGUAUCAAAUCCGUUUCCUGGGUUAUAAGGGUGUGGUCGCCAUUGACGAGCAACUGCAAGGCAUCAAGAUGCGUCUGAGGGAAUCAAUGAACAAGUUCAAGGUCCACGAGGAGGAACUAGCGGAAAUCGAGAUUGCUCGUGCCUUCCAUUACCCUGGUACCUCGUACCUGAACCGACCACUAAUAAUGAUCCUCGAAGAUCUUGGGGUUGAGAAGAAGUCCUUCAUCGAGCUUCAGGAACUGGCCAAGGAGGACAUUUUUACUGCCCAUGACUCCAUGGAGAAAACCAUCAAGCUCAUGAAAGCGCACAGCCUUGGCAAGAGCUAUGGUCUCUCCUUCAUCAUAGAGUGGUUCCGGAAGCUGGGUCUGGGAUUCAAGCAUGAGAAAAACGUCCGGGCCCUUCAGGACCCAUUCCUCGAUCGCCUGAUUCACUAUGCGAAAAACCAUGUCCUGCGCGAUAUAAAGCAUGGCGCACGUAUACCAAUUCCCGAAAGCUAUCUUCUGGUUGGUGUUGCGGACGAAGGUCCAGCGUACGAGGCGGCAGGCAUGGAGAAUGUUUUCAGCUUGACUAAAGGUCAAAUUUAUGCUUGUAUUCAAGACUCUCCGGACAGCGAACCAAUAUACCUCAAAGGUUCCGUCACGAUCUCUCGUAGUCCGGCGGUACACCCAGGAGACAUUCAACGUGUGUUUGCGAUUGGUGCCCCACCACCAGACAAGAUAUGCUUCUUUCGUAAUUUGAAGAAUGUGGUAGUACUUCCUUCCACUGGUGGCCGAUCUCUAGCAUCUUGCCUAGGAGGAGGCGAUCUCGAUGGCGAUCUCUACUCUGUCAUUAAGUAUGGCCCUCUACUGCCGACGGACCAUGCGGACCCAGCAUCGUACGAAUCCGUGGGUACGCAUACGAUUGACCACGACAGCACUGUUGAGGACAUCUGCGACUUCGUUGUGCAAUACCUAGAUUCAGAUCUCUUAGGCCUGCUUUCUGACCGGCAUCUCAUCAUAGCGGAUCAAUCAAAGGAUGGUGUCAGAGAUCCCAAGUGCCUGGAGCUCGCCGCAUUGUGUAGUCAAGCGGUCGACUACCCCAAGAAUGGUGUGCCUGUGGACAUCCAUCACUCACCGCGGCUUCUUAUCCCAUACAAGCCUGACUGGCAUCAGGCCGAAGACGCUGCUCCUCGUACGACCGAUUACUAUGAGUCGUCGCGCGCACUUGGAGAUCUCUUCCGUAACAUCGCCAUUGUCGAUCCCACCACGCGCUCUCCCACUGCGGCCCCGAUAAAUGGAGCAGUCAAGCCCAAGGUCAAGCCCCUUUCGGACGCCAUCUCCUCUGCCCUCAAGCCUUACAUCCAAAUGCACUUGCAUCGCUUCCGCAAUGAAGAGAGCGACGUAGGCGAAAUGACGAAGCUCUUCCAGCGAUAUGUGGAUGAGCUCCGGUACAUUUGCAUGACACACGCGCUCUCCGAUGCGCCCGAUGUUCGCCUAAUGGAGGAGGAGGUUGCUGUCGGCACCAUCAUCGCGAAGUGCUCGCAGACGCGUUGGCGGACCGACCGCACGUUCCGCAUGCGGCUCCAUUCAGCGAUGCUUACACGCGACGUUGAUAAUCAGCUUUUCAAGCAGACGGAGACCCCCGCCCCUGGCGAGCUCCGAUAUGGCCUGUCGCAGGCUUGGCUAGCGUGGGAUUUCAGCAUGAGGAACAAGACAGUCUUCGGUGCGAAUAGCUUCGGGCUGAUUGCUCUUAGGAAUAUCUUCAAUAUUUUGGACCUGGUGGGAAGCGUUGUUGAAGCUGAAGAGUGA